Molecule: messenger RNA, 3778 nt
Organism: Xiphophorus couchianus (Monterrey platyfish)
Lineage: Eukaryota; Metazoa; Chordata; Actinopteri; Cyprinodontiformes; Poeciliidae
Product: netrin-4
Exons: 10
Coding region: 653-2620 (655 amino acids)
Biological process (GO): substrate adhesion-dependent cell spreading; tissue development; cell migration
Cellular component (GO): laminin trimer
Molecular function (GO): protein binding
Source: RefSeq, a predicted model, not a curated record
AUGGAGAAGCUUGUCAACUAAUAAGCGAUUUCACCUUGGCGAUCAAUAAAGCAUAUUCCCUUCUAUUCUAUAACAGAAUGGUGAUGGAGGGGGAAGAGGAGGCAGUCUGUUGGUGCAUUUUCAGGGUCGGACAUGGUCCCCCUUAACCCCCCAUUUGGGGCGCCACUGGGCGUCAUUCGCUCAAGGACCGCCACUGCCUAUGUACUGUAUAAAUAGAGCGUAAGCUGCUCUGCUGAGCCAACACGCUGAGAGCGCACAUUGACAGGACGAUUAAUAUUUUAGGCUUGCUACUAAAUGAAUAAUAGAAGCGUUUGCAUGUUUUUUCAUGUAUAUAUUUUCUACGACAGAACGAGGUUAGUUUCUCUAGGAGCAAAAUGAAAGACCAGUAAAAUAAAAAAUAAAAGAAAACAGAGUUGGAGCGUUCCUUUUCCUUCCAUCUUCUCGAUCUCCCCCGCGAUGAACCAUCCAGCUCUGCCCAGGAUCCCUUGAUGGUGCGUUAACUUUGACCUUUUCUUCCACCGGGCGGUGGAAGCAGAACGCCGGCUAAAUUCUCCCGGAUUUGCCUGGACCUGGACGCGCGUUGCGUAACCCGCGAAGAAAUGUUCUUUAACUGGGGUAGACGCGAUGCAGCGACCCGUUUUUGCGGGAUUGCAUGCGCGUUGUAACCUCAGAAGGAACAAGGAUGACGGUGGUUCACGUGCUGGGCAGAGGAGGGCAGAGCAUGCUGGUGGCGCUCGGAUGGCUUCUCUUAAUCGGGACGCGCAGCGGAGCAGCUUCCAGAUGUGUAAACCAAGCCUGCAGUCCACCCAUCGGGAAUCUGGCUAGCGGCCGGGCGCUUCCAACCUGGACAAACUGCUGUGCCAACCAUUUCCAAAGUUUGUGUCCCCAUCCUCCAGAGAACCCCCGCUCAUGCCAAGAAGACACUCAUCCUCCUUCUCUGAUGACCGACGACCCGUUUUUGCAUCCGGACACCUGGUGGGCAUCGAGAGGAGGCGAGAUGGAACAGGACGAGAUCCGGUUGGAUCUGGAGACAAAGUUCUGUCUGUCUCAUGUAGUUUUGGUCUUCAGAUCUCCCAGACCUGCUGCCAUGGUCAUUGAGCGCUCCGCUGAUUUUGGAAAGACCUGGGAGGCUCUCAAGGUGUUUUCUCACAACUGCAGGGUGGAAUUUAACUUGGACGAUGACCUCAGAGGGCCGGGCUCGCUGUGCACGUCCCGGUAUUCUAGUCCUCUCCCUUGUAGCGGUGGGGAGGUAAUCAUACGUACUCUGGAUCCAAGAAGUGGAAAAACCUUUGACCCCUACAGUCCAGAGGCCCUUGUCCGCCUUACCAUCACAAAUCUCCGCAUCAGACUAUUGAAAGCUCAGACUUGUCCUGCAUCUGUGAACUCCUCUGCAACAUGGACAAACCCCACAGCCACUUCAGAAAGCCCACCCUCAGCACCAUUUGCCAUUUCCACAUUGCUGGCCAGAGGGACAUGCCUGUGCCAUGGGCAUGCCGAAUAUUGCUUACCACAUAAAAUCAGUGAAGACAAAAGACAAGACAGUGACAUGGUAUUUGGAAAGUGUCUCUGCGUCCAUCACACUGAUGGGGAUCACUGUGAGAGGUGUGCCCCGCUGUAUAACAAUCGGCCCUGGAGGCCCGCCAAUGGCAGCAGUGGUGAGCCGAACCCAUGUCAGAAGUGUGAGUGCCAUGGCCAUGCAGAGAGCUGUCACUUCUCUCUCCGGGCGUGGAUCUCCACGGAUGGAGUCAGCGGAGGUGUCUGUAACAACUGUCAGCAUAACACUGAGGGCCGCAGGUGUCAGCGCUGCCGUCACGGUUACUAUCGCCACCGGCCCAUGCCCCUUAAGUCUCCCUACGCCUGCACACGCUGCUGGUGUGAUCCCCGGGGUUCCUUGCCUACCCCACCUGGACAAGUGGCACCCUGGUGCGACCCUAGGAAUGGCCAGUGCCAGUGUAAGCCUGGCGUAGGGGGCAUGAGCUGCAGCCACUGCCGCCCCGGCUACUGGGGCUUCGGAGGGGAUGGCUGCACGCCCUGUGUCUGUCCAAACAGCUGCGAUCCAACUACAGGACUCUGUUUGAACCGCUACCCAAAUAAUCACAUACUAAACGUGCCUAUUGGUGGAAAAAUCCCAGAUGUGGACGACAUGUUCAUAGCUGAGGAAGAAUGGUCGAAGGAGCUUGCAGUGUCUGCUCUACACCAUACAGGGAAAUGCAGGUGUAAGGAGAAAAGUCUGAGAAGCGUCUCUGACCUCUGCAAGACCAAACAUGACUACGUGAUGAAGGCGAGCGUGCUGUCGGCGCACGACAAGGGCAGCCACGCAGAGGUACGGGUCAAAGUCCGUAAGGUGAUUCGAUCGGGUCGGGUGGCGCUGCACUUGGGGACCGCCAGCGUGUUCCCUCUGCCCUGGACCCAUCGGGGCUGCACCUGCCCCGUCCUCAACCCAGGUGUGAAAUACUUGCUUGCUGGCCCAGAGGAGCCGGGAACGGGUCGUUUGUUGGUCACCAUGCAGAGCGUAGCGGUUCCGUGGACGCCUCGACUAGCUUUGCUUUUAUCAGAGGCGCUGAGGAAAGGAUGUCUACAAUACAAACAGGCAGAGCAAAAUUUAGAGGACAUAACUUGACGUGAAAGUGGACUACUCAGCAAAAGAAACUUUAAAAGUCUGAAAGUGACUGAAAAAACCCCCCAAGACUCAAACUCAAAGACAGAUGAGUUCACAAAUGGCCUUGGAAGAGUUUUCCUUUGAAAGAUUCAUAUUGUGUCAUGUUACAACCACAAACCUUAAUGGAUUUUAUUGGAUGUGUAUAUAUUUGACCAAACUAAUGUAUUAUUGUUUAAUUGAAGGAAAAUGGUGUUCAUCUUUCUUUCGCAGAACGUCAGAAGAGCAUCAUGCAUUCAGCACCGCAGCCUCAACACUUUGCAGUCCUUCCUUACAGUUACUUUGCUUUUCGGCGUUUCUUUACCAGCUUCGCACAUCUAGGCUGGAAAGGGAAAGAAUCAUCUAGACAGAAUUUAUGUAAACUUGAAAAGUUUAUUUUUCUUUGUUCAUGAAUUUGUUUAUGGGCUCCUGGUGUAAAUGUUAGGUCUUCAGAUCUCAUUCAAUCCACACCUUUCAUUUAUUUGUCAGCUUUCUCUUGUCGACCAAUAAAAACAUAUUUAUUCCAUAAAACGUAAGGAUAUUGUUCCUCGUCUUCAACAGAACAGAAGUCAGAGAAAAAAAGAUAACUAGAUGACCAGUUGAAGACAGAAUCUUUUUUGCUACAAACAGAGACACCCUGAAAACUUGAUGGUGACUUCAACAACCACUUUAUGACUAUUUUUGUUUGUUUUGACAGCAAGAAUAUCAAUGACAACAUUAAUUUGUUGUGCGGAGAUUUCUACUGGACAAAGAGCACAGUGACAAACAGAACACGUUUCUUUCAUUUUUCCCUCUGUUUUGGUCUCAAGUGAUAAAAAGGGAAUUGAUAUUACACAUCAAUAAUAUCUUGAGAAAAAAAAUCAAGCUAUUAUAGCUUAAACUAAUGUCAGUUUGGAUUUUAACCAAUUUUCUUUAGCUUACAUUAACAGACUGACACUGAAAAAGGCUCUUCUGUCAUUCACAAGAAGCAGCGAUAUAAACUGCUGUUGCAUAUCAUGUAAUACAAGUCCAACAGCUCAAGUCCCUGCUAACAACAUGAGGGUAACCUUUCAUCAUUUAGAGGUUAGAAGACAAAUCACUUUUAUAGAAAAUAUAUACAGUCCUCUGCUGUUGUUCCACGAAAAACCUUUAAAGACAUUUUGC